Messenger RNA from Oryzias melastigma (Indian medaka), 2012 nucleotides. RefSeq names its product regulator of G-protein signaling 21. The record is from RefSeq and is a predicted model, not a curated record. The coding region runs from base 168 to 797 and encodes 209 amino acids. The transcript is spliced from 5 exons. NCBI's taxonomy places the organism in Eukaryota, Metazoa, Chordata, Actinopteri, Beloniformes, Adrianichthyidae.
UCACACCCCAGACUCCAUUCUGACCCCAUCCUCAGCCAGUGAGGAGCUAGCAGACAGCGAGGAGGCUGAGAACCUGGAAUUCAGAGGACGCUCUGCUGGGAAUUUUCUUGCACAGCAAUCCAUUUUAUUAAUAAUUCAAAGUAGUAAUAAUGUAAUUCGGCUUAACAAUGAAUGGAACCUCCAAGUUGUCACAAAUGGACCUCAAGGGCACAAAGCGACUGAACGCAGCAUGGAAAUCCAGAGUGCAUAUCUUCAUGCAGAGUCCAUUACAGUGGAAGAAAAUCAGCUGGCAAAAAACAAAUGAAACAACCCUACUGGGAAAAUCCCUGGAGACACUCCUUUCAAAGAAAAGUGGCCAAAAAGCGUUCCGGGAAUUUCUGAAGUCCGAGUUUUGUGAGGAAAACCUGGACUUUUUGCUCGCCUGCCAAAAUUUCCAAACUCUCCAGCGUCCAGAGGAACGGAAGAAGAAAGCAGCAAAGAUUUACGAAGAGUUCAUCAGGGAUGACUCCCCUAAACAAGUAAAUCUAGAUUUCCACACAACCAAAGUCAUCUUCCAGAGUUUGCAGCAGCCAGGUCCGUCCUGCUUUGUUGUGGCUCAGAAGAAAAUCUUCACCCUGAUGGAGAAUGACUCCUUCUCGCGCUUUUUGCAGUCCGAGCAUUACAAAGUUCUCACUGGUGCUGCCUCUAAACCAAAGGGCCUUCGGAAACACCGCACAGCCAUGAGGAUCAAGUCAGCUGGGGAUGAGCUGGACGUGGACAGGCUGCGGGAUGGCCUUCUGCUCUGGCACGAGGACUGACUUUGUGUGAGCAGUUAAUCGUGUGAAGUGUCACACAGGCAGAUGUGGUGCUGCUGACAUGCAUGUACCAUAACUCAGCCCAACAAGAGAUAACUGGACAUCACCAAAAUUUUAAAAAGUACCUGUGAAGAUCUUAACUGAAAAGUACACUUCUUCUUAUCAAUAUGUUCCAUUGGAAAUGCACAUUAAAGCAGAGCUGGUUUUUGACUGAAAUGCUAUUUAUGAAUAAUAUAUUUUUAUAAAUAUGUAUGUUAUUUGUUUUGUUGCUGAAGUGAAACUCCAUGUUUGUGACCUUACAGUUGAUUGCGUGUGCCAUCUAGUGGUGACUCAGGGGAAGUACAGGCAAAAAGAAAUCUUGACCAAAUGCUUUAGUUUCAUGUAUUGUAGAUCAAUACUGUAGAAUUAUAGAGAAUGUACAUGAUGUGCCAUUGAUAAAAUAAAAGUUUUGCUUCAUGUAAAGUACAAAUUUAAAACGUAUUAUUUGUUUUUGCACCAGCUCUUUUCUAUUCUAAGUAAAGUGCACAGUUUGUUAAGGAAGUCUGAUUGCUUUUCAAAAAGCAAAGUGUUGUAAGUGAAGAUUCAGAGUACAUGGGCCAGCUACAGGGGGAAAAAAUGUACUGCAAAGUUUAUGCUAACUUUCCCAUUAUGAUGGUUUCAACAUGUAGGUAUAUCUUUAAAGAAUGGAGAAGCAAGUGGCAGCUAAAUAGUUAUUUUUGAUUGUUUUCACUGUUUCAUGUUGUUUUUCUUCCUCUUAUAUGUUUGUUACUUCUCUUUCUGUUGUUAUUUAUCAGUAUUGGUUGAAUAUCAAAAAUCAAUCUGGAGGAUAGCUGAGAGUUAAACCUGGGGAUAAAAUGGAAAAUAGAAAAAUAAAUAAAUAAAAGCACAGUGGUGACAACAUUUCCAUCUAAAAGUUUGCUAGAUGAAUAUAGUGCAUUGAUGUCUUGAGAAAAUGCACAGUAUUUUACUUCCUGUGCACUUUUAAUAAAAGUGAAAAACAACAAAGUUGUGUUUACACUUUAAGUAUAUAUUUUUGUAGAUUAAAACAAUUUACUUACAUAAUUACUGAAUUUAUUAGCACAUCAUAUUAAAAAUACUGUUUUACAAUAAUACAUUUUCUGGUUUUAUAUCUGCAACUGGGAUCUGUUUGGAUAUCAAGUGUUGAAGAGGAUCAGAAAAUGCAAUACAUGCAAUUGUAAGAAAUAAUUAAAAAAAAAA